GCUCACUGCUGCUUCCCACCUUUCGCAGCUGGCUCUCCUUGCCGCCUUGACCAGCGACCGGAGGGACUCCAUUCUCCCGACGACAGAGCUUGUUUACGGUAGCGAUUGCAUAUGAAGCAAGCGGCGGGUGAAUCUGGAGGAGGAUGCGGGGUCACCUGGGGCAUUGAAAUUGGGGAGGAGGAGGAGGAGGAGGAGGAGGAGGAGGAGGAACAGGGGAAGGAAAGUGGAUCUAGGGAGUUGAUUUUGCUUCUGCAGCGUGGAGCUCGUAAUCAAGACCUGUGGAACCACGAAGCUCCUCGCCGCCAUGACGCCGAUUCUGGAUCUGGCCGGCUAUCUCUCCCUCUCUUUAGAUCUCGGAAUUUCAAAAUCAAGCAAUGGCGGUCAACACCUCGCCAAGCGAAUUCGAGAAGCGACUCUGAUUCUGAAGCGUUACCUCUCGUUCUUCCCGUUUCGCCACUCAAGUUUCCUCUUUGCAUUCCGAUUGAAGAAAUCAUCUCGGGCUUCUCGAUCACUUGAAAACAGUAACCCUAGAGAAUAUUUUGAGGUUUACCCAGAUUGAUUUGGCGAGAACAAUCGAUGUGCAUAUACCGCUCGACGAGCUCCUCCACCUCCCCCGUCGUAAGCGGGUCACCCAUGACCCAAUUCUUCUCUUCCAGGUACUGCUCUUGAUCCACAACAUUCGAUUCCGCCGGAGCAGCGGUGCCCGUCCAUUCCCUGUCGAGACGACGCGACCCAAACGGCGAGAACCUCUUCUUUUCUCGAUAACCAAUUGGAUCGACCAACGGGUUGUAAUCGUAAGAGUAUCUGAAAUCAAAAGGGAGGUCGGAU
Linum trigynum is the source of this 828-nucleotide messenger RNA. Lineage: Eukaryota; Viridiplantae; Streptophyta; Magnoliopsida; Malpighiales; Linaceae. The record is from the annotation of a GenBank genome assembly.